This is a messenger RNA of Mercenaria mercenaria, 1191 nucleotides long. RefSeq lists its product as uncharacterized. The record is from RefSeq and is a predicted model, not a curated record. The transcript has 2 exons. Bases 1 to 1191 code for a protein of 396 amino acids. Lineage: Eukaryota; Metazoa; Mollusca; Bivalvia; Venerida; Veneridae.
AUGCCUAGUUCUGUGGAUGGUACUGGUAUUGAUGUGGAUCCCAAGGGUCAGCAAGUUGAUGACACCCAAAUUAAUAGUGGUAUUCCAGAGUUGGACAGUCAAAUCUCUGUUGCAGAAACAUACAAAGUUUUAUUGGAUGCCAAAUCUGGGAAAGCACCAGGCUUUGACAACAUACCUAUUUUCAUAAAGCAUACGACUGUCAACAGAACAACAUUAUUGGAUAAAAUAAAAGAAUUUGGUAUUGGUGGCAGGUUUUAUAAUGCAAUAUUAUCUUUAUAUAGGAAUGUGGAAUGUUGUGUAAGGGUAAAUGGGUUUGAAUCACGUUGGUUCAAAGUUGGUACUGCUUUAAAACAAGGAUGCCCACUGUCACCAAUUUUGUUUAAUCUGUACAUCAAUGAUCUGAUAACUGCCAUUAAGGACCUGGAUAUAGGUAUUGAAAUUGGUAAUGAAAAAAUUAGUAUCUUGUUGUAUGCUGAUGAUGUUGCUCUGUUGGCUGAAUCUCCAGAAGACUUACAAAAUAUGUUGGACACGGUGAAUAUUUGGUGUAAUAAUAAUAUGUUGGUUAACUGUGACAAAUCAAAUAUUGUACAUUUUAGACCAAAUAAGAAAGCUGUAACAAAUUUUGUAUUUAAAAUGGGAACAGAUAGUUUAAAGGUAGUUUCUAAGUGUAUAUAUCUAGGUGUAUUACUCAGUGAGUUUUUGGAUUAUGCAGUAAUGGCCAAGGCAGCAGCUUUAUCUGCAGGCCGUGCUUUAGGCCUGGUAAUAUCUAAAAGUAAAAUCUUUGGUGGCUUCCAAUUCUCAACUUUCACCAAACUGUACGACUCCAUGGUGUGGCCAGUGUUAAAUUACUCUGCAGCUAUCUGGGGAGAUAAAGAAUUUUCUUGUGUUAAAGCUGUACAAAAUCGUGCAAUGAGGUAUUUUCUUGGGGUUGGCAAAUAUACACCAAAUACAGCAAUUAAUGGGGAAAUGAGUUGGAUACCAGCAAAGGUUAAACAAUGGGGUACAGUUACUCGUCAGUUUUGUCGUUUUAAAAAUAUGACUCAUAAUCGUGUCAAUAAGAAAAUAUUUUUAUGGGCAGAGAAUGAAUCUUCCCGUAACUGUAAAAGUAGUGUAUUUCGUAUGUGUAAAAUACAGUGGCAUAGUGGGGACAUAGGAAAUAUUUUAUUUAUCACGUGCACACGUGGUGGCUAA